Messenger RNA from Pantherophis guttatus, 1569 nucleotides. RefSeq names its product electron transfer flavoprotein subunit beta lysine methyltransferase (gene ETFBKMT). Gene Ontology annotation, cellular component: mitochondrial matrix. Gene Ontology annotation, molecular function: protein-lysine N-methyltransferase activity. Lineage: Eukaryota; Metazoa; Chordata; Lepidosauria; Squamata; Colubridae. The record is from RefSeq and is a predicted model, not a curated record. Gene Ontology annotation, biological process: peptidyl-lysine trimethylation.
GAAAUGGGGAUUUUGCAGUAACCUUCCCCUGAAUUGGGGAGGGAAUGGAGAUUUUACAGUAUCCUUCCCCUGUCACGCCCACCAAGCCACACCCACAGAACCGGUAGUAAAAAAAUUUGAAACCCACCACUGAAAGACAUAAUUAUCUGUAGUGGAUUUCUAAUGGAAAGAGAACCUGCUGGUGGAAAACUAGGCAAACGUUUCUAUCUGUAAUAAUCAGGAAGACGUGAGACCAAAAUUUAAUUUACGCUAUUCAUAACAAAGUCAGUGAUGGGAAUAUAGGUUUUGCAAGGAAGAGAUUCAAAGUUCAAAAAUAUUCCGCCACUCAGAGAAUACUAAACAGGGUGUACUAGUGGCCUUAACAAAAACCUCCAUCCAUGUUUUUAAAACAAUUCAGAGAGGGCUAGUUAAAUAAGUAAUAACAAUAUAAAUCAGGAACAAGAAUAAUAUCAUUUAUAUACAAAAGCACAGAAAAGCACAGCCUUAGUUCUCAUUUAAGUAAUUAACCUAUGACAAUCUGUGUAGUAAACUUCUGUUCUUUUCUUUUCAGGAACCAAAAAAAAAAAAAAAAUCUGUUCGUCUGUUUUCAGGAACAUUGCCCAUUCUUUCUGAAAGCCAGAAUUGUGAGAGGUCUUCAUUCCCAAACUGACAUUAGAGAAUCUUGACAUGCUCCAGGCAAAUAUUUUUAAAGAUCUAUAUUGAAGUUGGAGGACACUGGCCUAGAGGGAAAAGGACACAUGGUUUUCCUCGGCUGGAGAAGAUUGCUACACUUUUGUGGUAGGACCAGCCUUAGAAAAGACUUGAAGCAGAAACAGAGAGGCUGUUUGGUUUGGAGGUGCUACCGUGGAGGAACUUCAGGAAGACAUAUAGAUCCUGAGCUGAGAAUGUUUCUAGAGCAGAAUACUGAGAUCAUUGACAGUGGGAACCUGACCCCAGAAAUAAGAUUACGUCUUCUAACCCCUAAUUGCAGGUUUUGGCAUGACAAAGCUGCUUUGUGGCCCUAUGGGGAGCCCUACUGGGCAAUGUACUGGCCAGGAGGCCAAGGAUUAUCCAGAUACCUUCUUGAUAAUCCAAAAGUGGUCCAGAAGAAGAAAGUUCUGGAUCUAGGAAGUGGUUGUGGAGCAACAGCUAUUGCAGCUACACUAAGUGGAGCAUCACAAGUUGUUGCAAAUGAUAUUGACCCUGUUGCAGCUGCUGCCAUGGUGCUUAACUGUGAACUGAACAACAUAGAUCCCAUCCCUGUCUUAACAGAGAACCUGAUUGGUACAGAUAUAGGCAAGUGGGACCUUAUUGUCAUAGGGGACAUGUUUUACAGUGAAGAACUUGCAGACAGCCUCUCUGAAUGGUUGAAGAAGUGCAUCCAGGAUGAUAAGACUGAACUGCUGAUCGGGGAUCCUGGCAGACCCUAUUUUGUGACCAACCAAAUUCAGAGAAUGUUGCACAAAGUUAGUGAAUAUGCUCUCCCUAAAUCAUCACCGGAAGAAUACAAUGGUUCAAUCAAAACUAUUAUCUGGAAUUAUCAGCCUUAAUUUUUCAGAAGUCUUGGAAGUAUUAAAUCAGUUGAUGUUA